AAGUGGUAAUUAAAUAAAGUAAAACUGGCAUCAUGGCGCCAUCUAAUGGCCAAACAUAAUGAACUAAUCCUAUUUUGAUUCACACCAAAAUCGAACAAAUGGUGUCAGGACAAUAGAACUAAAAUCCUUUUUUAGCUUCUUGUUUGCAAAAACACUUUAUCCAAUGUACAAAGUCCUAUAGCCAAUGGCAAUUAAACACAACCAUUAGGUAACAGAAUGAAGGUUACCAAAUUCGGUUACACUUUAUUUUAAGGUGACGUAGUUGCAUUGUACUUACUGAGUAUAAGUACUGAGUAAUAUUAACUACAUAUACUUACUAUAGGGUAAGGGUCUGAUUUAGGGUUAGUUACUUGUAAUUAUGCAUAAUUUACUGUUAUUACUAUAGUAAGUACAUGUAGUAACAUGUAACUACAUCAACAAAAUGAAGUGUUACCCCAAAUUCUUCUUUAUUUUCAGUAGUUCCUCUUUCUAAAGAACCCCUAAAAUCUCUAGUGCUACUUUCCUUGUAUGCUGAAAUAUUCAAAUAGACAUGCAGAUCCAGUGAUGGUGAGAAAGCAUCUAAAAAGAGUUGUCUUGAUUCGGUUUCAAUUUAUGUUCUGACUUUCCUCUUGUUUAGUGGUGAAUUUCUGCAGUCAGGUGGUAUUGCUUCUUUUCCAGUUACCCUUGCCUCCCUACUCUUGCAGUUCACAUCAAUGAACAGAAGGUACUCAAACCCUCCUCCCUCACCCUUUAUCUGCCCAACCCCUUCUCUUUAUUUCUCUCCUCCCUCUGUCUGCAAUGCCGCAGUAACAUCAAAAUAUUAAUGCACCACAGAGAUUGGGGGGAUGGGAUGGGGGAAUUUGAAGCAAAAAGGAUCACAUGCCACAUCUGGAGAUUUUCUUUUUGGGGGGGCAUAAACCAUAGAACCAAGUCAUUUGUACUUUCUUUGUCUCACAAACCCUCUUGCACUUGACUAAUGAGAAAUAUGAGCUAUUUGUGCUCUCAGCCAAGCAUGCAGCACUUAGGACUGACCCAGAAGUCUGCAAAUACCAUCUAAACAGCUAAUGGCAGAGUUUAAUUGCUGUUAAGUGCUAAUGAUUAGGACAAGACAUAAAUAUACACAAUGCAACUAAAGCCGGGAGCAUCAUUCUUCUGUGACUCAGCUCAUUUAUUCAAGCCAAUUCAUAAAUUUCAGGUGGCAAUGUUUCAAUAUCCAAUGCGACAUUUUACCUCUUCGGUCUUCGCACUGAAGAGUUUUAGAUUGUGAUGGUCUGUCCUUUCAAUAGAUCAUUUACCUCUUUAGGGAGCAAGAUUUAUGUUCCCUCUGAAACACUAAAUUUAGUGCAUCUAUAGUCUGUCUGAAACUGGAUUAUGUGCAGUUCUGAUGCAUUAAAAACUUGCUCAUCACCAGAGUCUCAAGCAUAUAGUGAUUUAAGUGACAAUGUAUAAUGCAUAUAUCUUUAAAAGGAAGCAGGAUUUAUGUAUUGCUGUAAAAUGUUUACGUGUUUUUCUUUGCUGAAGAUGAAAGAAAACAAGAGGCUCGUAUUCCAGAGGAGCUACGGUAAGUGUCCCUCUGGAGUGGGAUGCAGUGAAUGAGAGAGAGAGAGUGAACAGAGAUGCUGCAGACCCACUUCUGCCCUUGUUUUGUCUCAUCCGUUUAUAGAGGCACUUAAUGCAUUUCUCCUCUCCUGCAGCACUUCUUCAGGAGGAAUGCACUUAUAGUUUUAUCUCAAAUUUAAUUUAUGUGCAUAAUUUAUUGGACACUGAUGUUCUGCAGGAGUAUCUGGACUGGAGCGUAGGACUGUGUAUAUACAUCAGUUCUACUGAAGCUCUGAAUGCGAGUCAAACGACAUAGUCUGUGCUAGCUCCACCUCAGCAUCUGGUUGUGACGGUCUGGGAUUCUCAUGCUGAAGAAGAGGAACACUGAGGUGCUGAUGGACCGGGAGGUUCUGCUGGAUCUGGACUACAGCGGCGAGACCCAUGGUCCAGACAGUUAUGGAAGCCUGCAAAAUGGGGGCUUCAUCCCUCCCCGAUAUUUGAUUGCUGCAGCAAAUGAUGAUGAUGACCCCAUAUACGUUCAUUGUGAGCGGACAGCAAGCCCACCUGUUCAGCCCCCAGGCAACUACUUCAGAGAUGGCCAAACAAAAAUAGACUUUGUGCUGGUGUGGGAGGUGAAGGUGCGCCGCAAGCGUCGAAGUCGAGGACAGCCACAAGAAGAGGCGGCGGAGGAGGGAGUAGAAGCAGCACAGGAGGAGAGCAGGUCAGAGAGGAGAAAAGCUCAACUGGCCCGAUGGAGGGACAAAUUCAUCCAGAACCUUCACAGUGCUGGACUAUUGAUGGAAAAGGAGGAAUCAUCCAGUGUAAAGAAGACUAUACAUUAUCUGAAGCUCCAUGCUCCAUGGGAUGUGUUGGUGUAUUACGCUGAGGAGUUAUGUCUUAGAGCGCCUCUGCAGGCACAGCCGAACCCAGACUUCAACACUUCUGCUCGAGUUCUUCAGAAGCUCUGGGUGCCGAACAUCAUGAAAGACUCGGUCCCCAACCGUCCUGUAGACUACUAUACGUGUGCCUUCCGCAAGUCCAAAAUGGAAAAGUUUCUGGGCUCUGAUGACCGUGAAAACUACUUCACCAACACACAAAGACACCGCAUUGUAUAUGAAAUCCUAGCAAGGACUGGAUAUGGCAGGAGGAAGCGUGCAGAAGUUGGAGUCGCUCGUCUGCUGAACGAAGGGGCUUUUACGGGUGCAUUCCCUCUGCAUGAGGGCCCCUUUGAGCUCCCAGUUUGUGACAUCCAGCCUGAUCAGCUGAACAAAAGGCAAGUGCUGUACCACUAUUGGUCCAAUUGGAUAAAAUGGUAUAAGUACCAGCCUCUGGAUCACAUCCGUGAAUACUUUGGAGAGAAAAUUGCACUUUAUUUUGCAUGGUUGGGAUUUUAUACAGCCUGGCUCUUGCCUGCUGCAUUGGUUGGGACAUGCGUCUUUGUUUCGGGUAUUUUGACAAUGGGAUCCAAUACCCCAGCGAAGGAAAUCUGUGAGAGUGGAGGACUCUAUCUAAUGUGUCCACUGUGUGAAACCUGUAAACCUUGGAAUAUUUCAGACAUCUGUCCCAUGGCCAAGGUGGGGUAUCUGUUUGAUCAUCCUGGCACCGUCUUCUUCAGUGUGUUCAUGUCUUUAUGGGCUGUCACGUUCCUGGAGUACUGGAAACGCAAGAACGCCACUCUCGCUCACCACUGGGACUGCAUGAAUUUCCAUGAAGAGGAGGAACCACCACGUCCUGAGUUUGCUGCAAUGGCCCCUGCGAUGGAGGAAAACCCAGUGACAGGAGUGAAGGAGCCCUACUUCCCAGAGAAAGCCCGGAUUUCUCGCAUGCUGACUGGCUCUAUGGUCAUCGUUAUAAUGCUGUGUGUAGUGAUGAUCUUCUUGGUCACAGUGAUCAUAUACCGCAGUAUAGUGAGCGUAAUGAUGUUUGAAACUGGGAGUUCUGUUCUGCGUACUCAGGCUGGGAAUAUCGCCAAUAUCUCCAGCACUUUGGUGAACUUGGCUUUGAUCUUGCUGAUGGGGCAGGUCUACACAGCCCUGGCAGAACGGCUUACUAAAUGGGAAAUGCACAGGACUCAGACACAAUAUGAAGAUGCCUUUACAUUCAAAGUCUUCAUCUUCCAGUUUGUCAACUUUUACUCAUCGCCCUUCUAUGUGGCCUUCUUCAAGGGCAGAUUUGUAGGCUAUCCUGGUCAUUAUGGCACACUGUUUGGGAUGCGGAAUGAGGAUUGUGGACCAGGGGGCUGUCUGAUCGAAUUGGCUGAGCAGCUCUGCAUCAUCAUGGUGGGAAAACAACUUAUCAACAACGCUCAGGAGUUUAUCAUCCCUAAAAUAAAGGCUUGGAGACAGAAACGGGCCUUAUCAUCCGUGAAGAAGGCCCAGAAAGCAGAGGAGCCUAAGCGAUGGGAGCAGGACUAUGAGUUGAUUCCAUGUGAGGGUCUUUUUGACGAGUAUCUGGAGAUUGUCCUUCAGUUUGGCUUCAUCACCAUUUUUGUGGCGGCCUUUCCUCUGGCUCCUCUCUUCGCCCUGCUGAAUAACUGGGUGGAAGUGAGGCUGGACGCUCAUAAGUUUGUGUGUGAAUACCGGAGACCCGUGGCAGAGCGAGCCCAGAACAUCGGUGUGUGGUUCAUCAUACUGGAGGCGCUGUCCCACGUGUCUGUCAUAGUCAAUGCUUUCCUCAUUGCAUUUACCUCAGAUUUCUUGCCACGUCUGCUGUACCAGUACAAGUUUAACAGUGACCUGCAUGGUUAUGUCAAUUUCACGUUGGCUUACUCUCCACCCAGUUACAACUACUCCAGUCAUACCAUGUGCAGAUAUAAAGCAUUUCGGGAUGAAAAUGGAAAAUACAAGCUGGUGUACUGGGAGCUUCUGGCUGUAAGACUGGGCUUUAUCAUCGCCUUUGAGCAUGCAGUGUUCUUCGUCCUGCGUGCCAUUGACUGGAUGGUUCCAGACAUCCCUGAGUCCUUGGAGCUGAAGAUCAAGCGGGAGCGUUACCUGGCUAAGCAGGCUCUGGCUGAUAACCAGGAGGCCUUGCUGCAAGCGAAGCGCCUAGCUACAUGAGACUGACCUGCAGUGCAGGGGCUUCUCCAGAAGGGGGCGUAGAACACGCUUUACACCCUCAGAACUGAUCCAAGAGGGACUUAGUAUUUGCUGUGUUGAAAACAAUGCACUUGGACUGAAACUCGACUCAAGUUUUGUAGUGGUUGAUUGUAUGGAUGUGUGUGUUUGUGAGCAUGCAUUUCAAAAUGUAGAGGUCUAUGCCAAAGUUGUUCACUAUCACCUCUACUUUAACAAAUGGCUGUUUACAUAUGACUUCCUCUGGCUCCAACUAUACUAAGACAUGUGAUUACCUACACAUCUCAUGCACUCCCGAUAAAUGAUAUAUUCCUAUUUAGAUUUAGUGGGAGGACAGGGAGGUUUGCUUUUCUACAUUAAUACUAAAGUAUAUAUUUGUACUACUGACAAAAUGAAAAUUGUGAAAGAUGGCAAAUGCAUUAGAAGCCUAUUCUACUUUGUGUCUGUGUGAAAUGCUUCUCUGAAUAAUACCUUAAUGUAUUUGCAUUUGUCAUGUCUGUCUCCGGGCUGUUUAAGGAACCAUGUUUUAAAAUAAAGCUUAUUUCAAUAAGUCUUCAAAAAA
Megalobrama amblycephala (Wuchang bream) is the source of this 5151-nucleotide messenger RNA. RefSeq names its product anoctamin 11 (gene ano11). Bases 1884 to 4574 code for a protein of 896 amino acids. The transcript is spliced from 23 exons. Gene Ontology annotation, cellular component: plasma membrane. Gene Ontology annotation, molecular function: protein dimerization activity; chloride channel activity. The record is from RefSeq and is a predicted model, not a curated record. Lineage: Eukaryota; Metazoa; Chordata; Actinopteri; Cypriniformes; Xenocyprididae. Gene Ontology annotation, biological process: chloride transmembrane transport.